Molecule: messenger RNA, 4898 nt
Organism: Spodoptera litura
Lineage: Eukaryota; Metazoa; Arthropoda; Insecta; Lepidoptera; Noctuidae
Gene: Ptpmeg2
Product: Protein tyrosine phosphatase Meg2
Biological process (GO): protein dephosphorylation
Molecular function (GO): protein tyrosine phosphatase activity
Source: RefSeq, a predicted model, not a curated record
AUUACCUUUAGUCGGUUUGACAGUUGCAAGUUGGGUCUGCCUUCGUGCGAUCGUGCGUGCGAUCCUACGCUAUAGGCAUUGUUUUAAUUUUUGUUCCGCGAGCCGCACGUAAUACUAGUACAUAGUCAACAAGUGUGUAACAAAUAAUAACUGUGAGAAUUAAUAUCAGUGUGGAAUAUAUUUCUAUUUUUGCUUUUUAUUUAAUAAAUUAAUAUUUUUGUAUAUCGUGAACCCCAGUGUCUGUUGUUUAGUUCUUUUGUUUAAUGUUUGUUACUGGCUCUCCCCAAUCACCAAUUGAAUAAUUGAGGAAGACUUAAUAUUGAAACAAUGGGGGAUUUAGAAAUAUUUAUUGUACCUACUAUUAUCAUAUAAUUAUGAUUCACCUUUAUUUGUAGCAGGAAAGUCUUGAAAAUAUUUAGUUUUUGUAAAUUCCCUCAGAGAGAAUAAGUAACUAAUAAGGCUGUAGAGAUAAAAUAAUGUCAGUGAAUUAUGUUAUUUUUGUGAUACUUUAAACCAGAAUAUCACGAAUGAAUUACUGAAAUAAGAACUUAGUUUGAAUUUCUAGUUGUAUUCAGGUAUUAAGUAAUCACAUAAACUAGAAGAAGUUGCUAUGCAAUAUAGAGAACGUGUUACGGUUAUAGUUAAACGAGCGUGUUCUAAGUGUGCGAGUUACCAAUAAGUGUAUUGAGUGUUGUGGUAGCGUGACGUAAUGUAAAACGACUCCAAAGUUGUGAUAUGUGUGGAGCGUGCUCACUCAUACUAAUGUUGGGGCCUGGGUUCAUCCGCGCCCGUACAGGAAAUACAUCCCGGAAGAAUUAACCCGCCGCGUUGUACCCGUCUUAUUUGCAUCGAUAUACAUAUGCAACGGUCGCACACUCGCGUCGCAUCCCAUCCGCUUAGGGCUCGAGUGUCCCUCUAUUGCCUCUUAUACCCGACGUAUGCUUCACACUCGUACCAUGCACGUUCUAAUUAAUCCGAUCUUCUCUUGACAUACUACUAAACUAAAAUAGAACCCGACAUUCAGAUUGUAUAAUGCUGUUGUAAACUUGAUUAAAAUGAUUCAGGAUGUACCUGAGAUCUUUACCGGAUUGAGAAUCGUUAACCUUUUGUAACAGUAGAUUUUAUGUAAGAUAUAAAUGAUCAGGAUUGUACAUAUCUCGUGUUCUUGUCGUAUGACUGAUAAACGGUAACCUCUAUUAACAAAAAGAUUCACAAAUGCAUUUGCUCCUGAACUGAUCACACUUGCUUCUGAACUUCUGAUAUUUUGCUAUUCUCUUAGGAGCAUAUCUUGUACUUAAUAUUGUAAACUGUAACUUUACUUCAGUUCAAUUGGACUAGAUAGUUUCGCUCCGAGUCGAGACUUUAAAAGUUGUCACAAUGAAAGUGUGACGAAAUGGUGAAGUGAAACCCGAGUUCUAUUUAAUAAACAACAACUGUGCAUAAAGUAAUAAUGAAUCAAUAUCGUAGAAGAUCCAAGUGGGAAGAGGCAAUCAUCCAGAGCUUCCUUAAAUUUUUGCGGGCGACGAAGGCGUUUUUGGACGCAUUGAGUGAAUCGGGGGCGGCGUGUGUGUCGCGAGCCACAGCGAUCAAAUUCUUGCUCGCGCGGAAGUUUGAUGUGGCGCGUGCGCAUGCUUUGUGGCGACAACACGAAGCCACACGACGCCGCGAGGGCCUCAACAAAUUCGAGCCAUUUGAAGAUCCACUCAAGUCUGAAUUAGAAACAGGGAAAUUUACUAUACUGCCAACGCGAGAUGCGACCGGUGCUGCCAUUGCUGUUUUUACAGCAAACAAACAUUUUCCAACGCAGACUACGCAUCAGAUAACAUUACAGGGUGUGGUGUACCAAUUGGACGUGGCGCUACAGUCGGUGGAGACGCAGCGCGCCGGCCUCGUCUUCAUAUACGACAUGACCGACUCCAAGUACACCAACUUCGAUUAUGAGCUCUCUCAGAAAAUACUCACCAUGCUCAAGGGAGGUUACCCAGCAAAGCUGAAGAAGGUGUUGAUAGUGACAGCCCCGCUGUGGUUCAAAGCACCAUUUCGGAUCUUGCGGCUGUUUGUCCGAGAGAAGUUGCGUGAGCGCGUGCACACUGUGAACGCGCCUCAGCUUGGCCUGCACGUGCCCCGCUCCAGUCUGCCCAAGCAACUUGGUGGCCUGCACGAACCAGACCACGCUGCCUGGUUGGAGCACUGCAAGAAUUGUUACACGAACAAUUUGCAGAACGCUAAACUAGACGGCGUCAUCGAUGAAUAUGUAAUCAGUAAUCACAUACCACCUAUCAACGCGCAAAAUGGUAUAAUAGAGCACGAGGGUGACAUGACCAGCGACCGCGCGCCGCGCCUGGACUCCGACACAGACAUGCACAUCAGCGGCGACCCUCCCUACACCUGCGACCCCAGCCCGCUCAGGCACACCCAUGGGUAUAAUGGUGAUAUGAAGAGCAGGCACAUAAACUCGGGAGACGAGGAUGACAUGGAUAUAAGCACGCGCGGCACGUGGUCGUCGGGCGAGGUGUCGCCGGGGCUGUCGGACGAGGAGGGCGGCGGCGGCGGCGCGGGCGAGGCGCCGCACGCACUGCUGCAGCGCGUGCGCGCGCUCGGCCGCCGCGGGCUCGCCGCGGAGUACGACGACAUCCGCGCGCGCCCUCCGCUCGGCACCUUCCAUCAUGCCAAAUUGCCGAGCAAUCUAGCCAAAAAUCGUUACACGGACGUGCUAUGCUACGACCACUCGCGCGUGUUACUGUCGCAGACAGAUCCAGACGACCCCACCACAGACUAUAUCAACGCUAACUACGUCGACGGGUACAAACAGAAAAAUGCUUACAUCUGUACGCAAGGUCCGUUGCCGAAGACGUUCAGUGACUUCUGGCGCAUGGUGUGGGAGCAGGGCACGUUGGUGAUAGUGAUGACGACGCGCGCCGUGGAGCGCGGCCGCGUCAAGUGCGGCCAGUACUGGCCGCUCGCCGACGGACAACACGUCGUCUACGGGGACUUCGCCGUCACCACGCAGGCCGUCGAGCACGAGGAGGACUACACCGUCACGCAUCUACUGCUCAGUGACCUUAAGCGCGGCGGGUCGCGGCGCGUGUGGCACGGGCAGUACACGCGGUGGCCGGACUACGGCGUGCCGGGCGGCGGCAGCGCGGCGCCCGUGCUGCGCUUCCUGGCGCGCACGCGGCGCGCGCAGGCGCUGGCGCUGCACGACCUCGACCACGCCUGGGCCGGGCACAAGCAGGGCCCGCCCAUCGUCGUGCACUGCUCCGCGGGCAUCGGCAGGACGGGCACGUUCCUGACGCUGGACAUCUGCGCGCAGCGACUGAGCGCGGAGGGCGUGCUGGACGUGCGCGGCACGGUGGAGCGGAUCCGUGCGCAGCGCGCGCACUCCAUCCAGAUGCCCGACCAGUACGUCUUCUGUCAUCUCGCGCUACUCGAGUACGCGGUGAUGCAGGGCUACCUAGACUCUGCCGACCUGACGGGAUUCGACGAAGACAACGAGGAGGAGUCAGAAUGAAGACUGUCUCGACCGUCCUGCGCCCUACUGUAGCGCACACAGACUUACUGUACAGUGUGUACGCAGUGUAUAGUGUACGCAGUGUAUAGUGUACGCAGUGUAUAGUGUACGCAGUGUAUAGUGUACGAGUGUACAGUGAAUGCAGUGUAUAGAGUGACGUCACUGACUGCCGCGCUAUCCGCACAUAGCUUAAGAAAUAUAAACAUUGAAACAAAAACGUUCCUCUAGCAAGAAUAAGAACUGAAAUAAACCUGGUAAUGGGAAGGAAGCCUACACAAGUAUUUAUUUGCAUAUUAUAAAUCUUUGUAACCAAAAAUAUUUCCACGAUUAUUUAGAUUUUUAAUAUUUAUUUAUAUGAUGUAAGGAGUUAUGGCUGUGUGAAGUUUUGUCUGUAACUUAUGUAGUUAUGUUUAUUUUAUUGCAAUAAAUUAUUUGAUGUAAUUGCCAUACAAACAUUAUAUUUAAAUGUGUCCGUUGAAUUCGCAGUUUCGCACGAUUUGAUAUACGUUGAGGUGCUGGUAGGCUUAAAACGUUGAUUCAUGUUAAUCAUUUAUAUAUUUCAUUCGCGCGUUGUCGCAUAAUGAUGUGUAUUAUACAUUUUUAUAAUCGUCAACGCUCACGUCGAGCUAUUGUAUGAAUUUAUGAUAAUGCACUGAAGCAUCUAGACGUCGUUACGAAUUAUUAUAAAUUAUUAUAUAAUAAAUAAGUUUAGUCGCAGAAUGUCCGCUUUGCUCAUUGUCAACGAAGGAAAACAGGUUUAAAUGAAAUCAACCACUUCAGAAAACAUUUUAUAGUAUGAAUAUAAACCAUGGUUAGAUUUUAGAGUGGGGGUAAGGUGACACCAACUAUUUACAUUUGGCAUUAUUUCUCACUGUAAUUUUUAACACUAUUGAAUUCAUUUUCUUAUUCUCACGUUAACUUACCUAUUACUUAGAUAAGACUAAAACUAAAUAAUAGCAAUAACCAUUAAAUAAUGAGAAAGUUAAAACCAUUAAAUAAAAUAAAGAGAAUACUCAACAUGCGAAUUGAACUCCACUACGAAAAAUCUGGCCAUGACAUGGACUACACAUACAUCUGCUACUACUUUAUUCAGUUGCACGAUGCUAACUUGAUGCUUUAAUAUUGCAAAAUCUAUUCCUAAUUUCCAAGGCAAAAGGGUGAAGUCCAGUCGAAUGUACAGCUAAGUGAAUGACCGACUUACUACCGGCGGGAGACUGAAUACGUAAAUGUAGAAAAAAAAUAUUCGCCAAAUUGGACAUUUGCCACUGCUACACAUAACUAAGUGAACAUUCUGCGACCAGACAAUAUAAAUUUUACAUAGACUGAGUAAUGUUAAUAUGUUCUAAAAGUUUACAUGCGGCCCGUCGUACUAGCGUAAAUUUAUAAU